Molecule: messenger RNA, 1488 nt
Organism: Desarmillaria tabescens
Lineage: Eukaryota; Fungi; Basidiomycota; Agaricomycetes; Agaricales; Physalacriaceae
Product: glycosyl hydrolase family 61-domain-containing protein
Exons: 4
Coding region: 168-1175 (335 amino acids)
Source: RefSeq, a predicted model, not a curated record
GGUCCAGCGGUGACCAUCCGUCGUCCUCGACUUUUUUGCCCCCCCCUCCCUCCCUCCCCCUCAUCGCGGCCCCCUCUCCUCCAUCAUCGCCUCACAGUCUUUUUGCUCUGGAGCAUCUGACUGACCCUUGUAUAUUCAUUUUUACCGACCAACGACAACAAUCAACGAUGAAGGCGUCCUUUUUCCUCCCCUUGUUUGCUGCAACCUAUGUCGCCGCCCACGGAUACGUGCAGAAGGUGACCAUCGACGGUACCGAAUACACUGGUCCUGCCGUUGCUUCUGGCAGCACCGAUGGAAUCACUCGCGAAGUCUCUACUCAGGAUCCCAUCAAGGGUGCAACAAAUUCCGAUCUUACUUGUGGACCAGGGGCUUUGGCAGGUAGCCAAGUUGCCAGUGUUAAUCCUGGAAGCACCGUUUCGUUUUUGUGGACAGGUGCCAGCGGUUCAGCGUGGCCCCACAAUGUUGGACCAAUGAUGACCUACAUGACCAACUGUGGUGAUUCGUCGUGCGCCGAUUUCGAUCCUACUGGCGCAGAAUGGUUCAAGAUCGAGGAAGCUGGGAAGACCGACGGCACAUGGGCACAAGCCGCUCUCAUGAAUGGCGCUACUGCCGAUGUGACCAUCCCAAGCAACCUUGCAGCUGGCAACUACCUCAUCCGUCACGAGAUAAUCGCACUCCAUAAUGCCCAAUCGGAAGGAGGCGCCGAGUUCUACGCUUCAUGCACUCAGCUCAAAGUGGGAGGCUCUGGUACCGGCACUCCUUCCAGUAGCGAUCUCGUCAAGUUGCCCGGAGCCUACAGCGACACUGAUCCUGGUAUUCUGAUCGAUGUCUACACCGACAGCACGAAUGACUCCUACACUUUCCCUGGCCCCUCAGUUGUCAAUCUCGGCGGUGGCAGCUCUAGUGCAUCUUCAUCUGCUUCCGCCUCCGCCUCUCACUCUGCUUCCGCUACCUCUACCAGAACUCAUUCGUCGUCCAGUGCAGUACCCACGUCUAACGGUGCUUCUUCUGGUUCAACGGGAGGUUGCAAGCUCAAGAAGAAGCGUGCCGCUACCAACGGCACGGCCAUACUCACCAAGAGGGAGACCCUCACCAGGAGGGAGACCGUCGCCAAGAGACCCCGCCAUGUAUCUAGGAUAAUGCGCGGUUUGGAUUUUUCUUCUCAUAUGCAUUAACGCGCUGGAACGCGUUGGUUGCUGGUACGCUAGCUCGUGCUUUUGUUUUACAUGCUAGUUCAUGUUUUAUUCCCUCUACGUGUUUGAUACCUUUUUACAUUUUAUAUCCCCUACGUCUGCUCAUGACCAUGACCUCUCACUCUCGUUAGUUAUUUGACACGCUCUUGUAUUGUUAACGUUCGUUAUCUACUGCUAUCUAACACGGCUAGUCCGUGGAUUGUAAUAUUAGGUUGCAUGGUUGUAGAUUAGACAUCACAUACACACGUAGUAUGCAUAGUAUGCAUAGAUCAUUGAUUGAUCCAUCAAAUAAGCU